Messenger RNA from Leptosomus discolor (cuckoo roller), 222 nucleotides. NCBI's taxonomy places the organism in Eukaryota, Metazoa, Chordata, Aves, Leptosomiformes, Leptosomidae. The record is from RefSeq and is a predicted model, not a curated record.
AUGACCGUCCCCAUCGCCAAGUCCUUCUACGACCUGAGCGCCACCUCCUUGCAGGGGGACAAGGUGGACUUCAACGUCUUCCGGGGCCGCGUGGUCCUCCUGGAGAACGUGGCGUCCCUUUGAGGCACCACGGUGCGGGAUUACACCCAGCUCAACAUGCUGCAAGCCCGCUACCCCCGGCGGCUGGUGGUGCUGGGCUUCCCCUGCAACCAGUUUGGCUAC